UCCAGCCUAGAGGGAGGCAGUAUUGCGCCGUCAUGUUGUUUGCCAGACGCCAUUAACCAAGACGAAGAAGAAGCAGCCCGUCUUCCUUUCUGCUAGCUUCUCCGCUAUGGCGCCCAAUCAGAAGAAGCAAAACACCGGUAAAGGGGGCAAGAAGAAGAAGGUGGUCCUGAAAUUCGUCCUGGACUGCACCCAUCCUGUUGAAGAUGGCAUCAUGGACGCUGCCAACUUUGAGCAGUUUCUUCAUGAGCGCAUCAAGGUGAACGGUAAAGCCGGCAACCUGGGUGGUGGUGUGGUCUCCAUCGAGAGGAGCAAGAGCAAGAUCACGGUGUCCUCUGAGGUUCCUUUCUCCAAAAGAUACCUGAAGUAUCUGACCAAGAAGUACCUGAAGAAAAACAACCUCCGUGACUGGCUGCGUGUUGUCGCCAACACCAAGGAGAGCUACGAGCUUCGCUACUUCCAGAUCAACCAGGAUGAAGAGGAGGAGGAUGAUGAAGAUUAAAUUGACAAUUCAUCCGAUUUUGUACAUUUAAAUAAAUGUUUAGACUACA
This is a messenger RNA of Betta splendens (Siamese fighting fish), 548 nucleotides long. Its product is annotated as 60S ribosomal protein L22. Gene Ontology annotation, biological process: cytoplasmic translation. Bases 107 to 499 code for a protein of 130 amino acids. The record is from RefSeq and is a predicted model, not a curated record. Gene Ontology annotation, molecular function: RNA binding; structural constituent of ribosome. NCBI's taxonomy places the organism in Eukaryota, Metazoa, Chordata, Actinopteri, Anabantiformes, Osphronemidae. The transcript has 4 exons. Gene Ontology annotation, cellular component: ribosome.